UCUUGGAGCGCGAGCAGGGCUGUGCUGUGAGAGGAGCCGGAGAGUUCUGGAAAGACGAGGACGAGGAGAGGGCGUCAUGAAGGCCAUGAUGGAAGAAAAACCCAAAAUGCAGCAAUCUGGCUCCCUUGAGCGUCGCUCACCGCAGGUCCAAACCGCCUCGGGGCUCGGUCGAAUGCUGAGGUACGGAGCCGCGGUUGUCGUCGUCGGCGCCGUGUUGAUGCUCUGCGCCUCCAUGGCCGCCCUGCUCCUGAGGAAAGAAAGCCAGCGGAACGUGUACAGCGCUCAUUACAGCAUGAACAUCAACGGGGAGGUGAGGGAAGGCUCGGUGGAAAUCGACUCCGACGACAACGUGGAGAGGUUCAAAACCGGGAGCGGGGACGAGGAGGCCGUGGAGAUCCGUGACUUUCAGAGUGGAAUAACUGCGAUCCGAUUCUUCGGGGGAGACAAGUGUUAUAUAAAAUCCCAGCUCAAAGGCAACCUUCCGCACAUGGCAGCCGACAACAAAGAGGCACUGAUGUCUGACCUGGCUGAUAAGGACAUGCCAGUGAGGUUUGAUGCCGAGUUCCUCAUCUGGGUUUCUUCAGAGCAGCCGCUGAAGGACACGGCUUUCUUGAACCACAAGAUUCUGGCGCUGUGCGGGGAGCUUCCUAUUUACUGGCUCCAACCUCUCAUUCCCAAAGAUGGGGAGAGGAGGAAGCGGCGGAGUAGGAGGGACGCUCGGCGGGCCAAGCGGCAGUCCCGGGUGGAGGUGUUGGAGGUGGCGGGAAAGGAAGACGUCGUCUCCAAGCUGGAGGAAGGAGCCGAGGAGGGGACUCAGACCGACGCGGGCUCGGGAUUCAACCCUGAGAAUCCCUAUCAUCGCGGCGGCGGUGCUGGCGCCGGUGAAGAGAACGCCAUGACCUUUGACUCCAUGCUGGACCACCAGGGGAUCUGCUGCUCCGAAUGCCAGCGCAGCUACACACACUGUCAGAGAAUAUGCGAGCCUCUGGGCGGCCAUUGGCCCUGGCCGUACAACUACAGAGGAUGCCAGGUGGCUUGCAGAGUCAUCAUGCCCUGUCGCUGGUGGGUCGCACGCAUUUUAGGUAUCGUGUAGGAGUGCAGUUUUUUUUUUUUGUCUACAGAAGACCUUAAACUUUUAGCUUGUGUGCAGCUAGACUUUUCUUAUGGAGUUGACUUAUUAAACUAGCAUGACAUGGAGAAGAAGUGGCUUGGUAGUUUUGUGAAUGCUGAGAGACAAAACUUAUUGUGGCGCCUCCUGUGGGCUGAGCAUAAAAGUGCUUUCAUAAAUUUAAUACAGAUUUUUAACCCAUGUGGCAUAAACUUUACGCACGUGUUUGGCGGUCCCCUAUAGGUAUUUGUACAAAAUUUUGCGAUCAAUUGGCUAACACUCUAAAGCAGUGGUUCUUAACCUUGUUGGAGGUACCGAACCGCACCAGUUUCAUAUGCGCAUUCACCGAACCCUUCUUCAGUGAAAAAUAAAAUGUAUUUUUUUGUUUCAAAUUCAAGACAGUUGUGUUUUUGGUAACGCUUUAGAAUGGGGAACAUAUUUCAAGUAACAAAGACUUAAUUUUGUCACGCCUCUGGAUCAUGUUUUGUUUGGUUUUGUUUGUUUCCAUGCCAACCUAUUAGUUUCCACCUGGUCCCCUUAAGUCGCCCCCCGAUCCUCAGUCUCUCGCACCUGUUUUCUAUUACCACAGCCAGUACUUAAGUCAUUUGCUUUCUGUUCAUCAUUCUUGGAACUUUGCUAUUUGCAUUCUGCUUCAUGCCUUCACCAUUACCUGCUACGCACCCUGCUAUCCAUGCCCCUUGUUUCGGUCACAGUAUGUUUUGUUUUAGUUGUUCAUAGUUCUGCCACAGUGCAAGUUUAAGUUUAUAGUUUAUCGUCUUUCAUGCCAUCGAGCAAGUGUUUUGUUUUACUGUUUGUAUUUUUGUAGCCAAGUUUUGUACCUCUUUGUGAGCGCCCUUAGUUAAAUUAUUUUUGUAUUUAGUAUUCAAAUAAACCAUGUACUUACACUCUCGUUUGGCUCGUGCAUCGAAGGAGUAAACCAAAUCCAAGUCCAAGCCUGAAAAAUUUUGAGUUAUUUGGACACUAGGUGAACAUUCUAAGUAAUAAAGAUUUAAUUUAGAGUUACAGCCAAAUAAGGCAUUAAUAAUGACUAGUUAAGAGCCAAUAUGUUACUAAUCUGCAUGUUAAUAAGCAACUAAUUAAUGGUGAAUAUGUUACCCUUACUAAAGUGUUACCAUGUUUUUGUUCUGGAGCACAAAAUGAACGGUGCAUGAAAAUCAUCUUGUUCAUACAGCAAAACCAACACAGUGCAUAAACUCACAACAAAUCACACACCUGCAAAUCAGUCAGGUGUUACCGUUUCCGUAAUACACCGAUACAGAGAAGUUUAUAUUUAUAGGAUGAGUCGGGUGUGUUUUGACUUCCACCGAACCCCUGAGGUCGACUCGCCGAACCCUUAGGGUUCGAUCGAACCCAGGUUAAGAACCACUGCUCUAAAGUUAUAGUAUUUGCAUUGUAGAAUGAAAACCGUAAGGGGGCCGUAGGUUUUGCAAAGUCAAGUUGUAUUGCUAUGUCGCUUGCUUAGAACGGCUUUUCCAAAGUCCUGACUUAAAGGUGUGGACAAUGCUGAAGAAACAAGUCCAUGUCUGAAAACCAACAAAUUUAGCUGAACUGCACCAAUUGUGUCAAGAGUAGUGGUCAAAAAUUCAACCAGAAGCUUGUGGAUGGCUACCAAAAGUGCCUUAUUGCAGUGAAACUUGCCAAGGGACAUGUAACCAAAUAUUAACAUUGCUGUAUGUAUACUUUUGACCCAGCAGAUUUGGUCCCAUUUUCAGUAGACCCAGAAUAAAUUCAUAAAAGAACUAAACUUCAAGAAUGUUUUCUGUGACCAACAAGUAUGUGCUCCAAUUACUUUGUCCUAAAAUGUGGCUUCAACUUUACGCGCAUGUGUUUGGCGGUCCCCUAAAAGUAUGAGUACCAAAUUUUGCGACAAUAUGGCUAACACCUUAAAGUUAUAGUAUUUGCUUUGUAGAACACAGUGAAAUAUGUGAGGCACCUUUUUUUAUAAAUGUUGCUCUGGAAACCGUAAGAAGUUAAGCACAUUUAACUCGUAUUGCUACGUUGCUUGCUUAGAAUGGCCUUCCCAAAGUUCUGACUUAAAGGUGUGGACAAUGCUGAAGAAACAAGUCCAUGUCAGAAAACCAACAAAUUUAGCUGAACUGCACCAAUUUUGUCAAGAGGAGUGGUCAAAAAUUCAACCAAAAGCUUGUGGAUGGCUACCAAAACCGCCUUAUUGGAGUGAAACUUGCCAAGGGACAUGUAACCAAAUAUUAACAUUGCUGUAUGUAUACUUUUGACCCUGCAGUUUUGGUCCCAUUUUCAGUAAACCAAUAAUAAAAUCAUAAAAGAACCAAACUUCAUAAAUGUUUUCUUGGUGACCAACAAGUAUGUGCUCCAAUUACUUUGUCCUAAAAUGUGGCUUCAACUUUACGCGCAUGUGUUUGGCGGUCCCCUAAAAGUAUGAGUACCAAAUUUUGCGACAAUAUCGCUAACACCUUAAAGUUAUAGUAUUUGCUUUGUAGAACACAGUGAAAUGUGUGAGGCACCUUUUUUUAUAAAUGUUGCUCUGGAAACCGUAAGAAGUUAAGCACAUUUAACUCGUAUUGCUACGUUGCUUGCUUGGAAUGGCCUUCCCAAAGUUCUGCCUUAAAGGUGUGGACAAUGCUGAAGAAACAAGUCCAUGUCAGAAAACCAACUAAAUCUAGCUGAACUGCACCAAUUUUGUCAAAAGGAGUGGUCAAAAAUCCAACCAGAAGCUUGUGGAUGGCUACCAAAAGCGCCUUAUUGCAAUGAAACUUGCCAAGGGACAUGUAACCAAAUAUUAACAUUGCUGUAUGUAUACUUUUGACCCAGCAGAUUUGGUCACAUUUUCAGUCGAACCCAUAAUAAAUUCAUAAAAUAACCAAACUUCAAGAAUGUUUUUUGUUACCAACAAGUAUGUGCUCCAUUUACUUUGCAACAAAACAUAAAUUUAAUACAGAUUUUCCACCCCUGGCGUUCCCCUAAAGGUAUGUGUAGCAAAUUGUGCGAUGACUUGUCUAACACCCUAAAGUUAUAGUAUUUGCUUUGUAGAGCGCAGUGAAAUGUGUGAGGUACCUUUUUUUAUAAAUGUUGCCCUGAAAACCGUAAGGGAACCAUCAGUUUGCAGAGGUGGGCAUUUUGGCACUUCAAUUAGCAUUAAAGUUAAGCUGUAUCCCUACCUUGCUUGGGCAUUAUUUUUACAAAGUAACCAAAACACAAUAAACAAGCAAAGAAAAUGAAAAAAAUAAUGCAGUUUUGACACUAUUUCUUUGGGAGAAAAUAGUGCAUAUACUUAAAUAGUAUGGUUGUAUAAAUACACUUGUAAAUCUGUCAUGGUUACGGCAUUCGAAGCAAUGCUAUAUCAGAAAUUAUCUAUAUG
Molecule: messenger RNA, 4466 nt
Organism: Nerophis ophidion (straightnose pipefish)
Lineage: Eukaryota; Metazoa; Chordata; Actinopteri; Syngnathiformes; Syngnathidae
Product: leukocyte cell-derived chemotaxin 1-like
Exons: 7
Coding region: 77-1093 (338 amino acids)
Biological process (GO): negative regulation of endothelial cell proliferation; negative regulation of angiogenesis
Source: RefSeq, a predicted model, not a curated record